Messenger RNA from Ceutorhynchus assimilis (cabbage seed weevil), 2347 nucleotides. Lineage: Eukaryota; Metazoa; Arthropoda; Insecta; Coleoptera; Curculionidae. The record is from the annotation of a GenBank genome assembly.
GGCGGCUGACCCAAUGCUCUUGACCUUUUUCUCAUCCAUAGAACCAACAGAAAAUCAGUCUCGAGAAGUACCUGACGCGACCCUUAUGUUCGGUGGUGCAACACAUACCCUCUCUCUCUCUUGACCGCAACAUUAGAAGUUAUUAAUUUGUAUUUUUCUUGAGUCACUGUUUCAGUGUUUUGGCAGUUUGUGUAUUGAUUUAAUCCUAAGAAGUUCAAUAAAGUUGUUAUAAAAAAGUGAACUAGUUUGGAUUGGAUUUAUGUACAGUUCAUUUAGAGUCUCUAGUGAAUAUAGACUCCCGCUCCUAAUUAGGAUCAGUCUGACUAGAUUUCUUCACAUGAAAACAAUGAAUCAAUUAGUUUGGUGUUUUAUGUUAAUUACUUAUAGUCCUUUGUGCUAUGGACAAGCUUUUGAAGUUCCAGAUGCUACUGUUGAAGUGUUUAGUCCUAGAGGAUUGAGAGUAUCUAUUCCAGAUGUCGAAGGUAUCAAAUUAUUUGCAUUUCAUGGAAAAAUUAACGAAGAAAUGAACGGCCGAGAGGCUGGUUUUUUUUCCAGAGAUAUUGUCAAAGCAAAAAACGGAAGAUGGACUUUUUACGAUUCACAAGCCAAACUUAAUAUUGGGGAUAUUCUUUAUUAUUGGACAUAUGCAGAUUAUUUUGAUGGAGAAAGAAAGCUGGGCUAUACACAGGAUGACCAAUUAUUCACAGUUACAGAAUUACUUCCAAAACCUGGUAGCAAUCCAACUAUACCUGUAACAAAAGCUCCUAUUGAUGGAUGUAGGCCAUCCAUAACAACUGUAAAAGGCCAAAGCAGCUGUCAGGGAAAACUAAUUUUUGAUAGUAAUUUUGCUCAUUAUGCUGAUAAUAAAGAUCAAUUGUGGAUGGUGCAUAGAAAAUAUGCUACAGGACCGGAUUAUGAAUUUGUAAUUUACCAAGACAAUCUUCCAACAUUGUCCGUAGAAAAUGACAAGUUAGUUAUUAUGCCAGUUUUAACUGAUUCCAUGUACGGAGAUGAUUUUGUUACUGGAAGUGAAGGACUUGAUCUUGGUAAAACAUGCACUGGCGUUAGAGCUUCUUCCGAAUGCUACCAAGUAGCUCAAGCCUGGUACAUAAUACCCCCUGUAAUAUCAUCACAAUUAACAACAAAAAAGAAAUUUUCCUUUAAAUAUGGAAAAGUUGAGAUCAGAGCCAAAUUACCCAAAGGCGACUGGUUAUAUCCAGAACUCUUUCUCAACUCAGAAAAUGAAGAGUAUGGUCGAUAUUACGACUCAGGUCAAAUAAGAAUAGCUUUCACCAAUGGUAAUCAAGGUGACAAUCAGCAAAUUCAAGGUGGUGUUAUUCUAGGUCCAGAAACUCAGCAAAGAAAAUUCGCUAUGAAAUCAAUACACAACACUAAAUCUUGGACUGAAGAUUUUCAUAAUUUUACUGUAUUGUGGACCCCAGAAAGCAUUAUUUCAAGUGUUGAUAACGUUGUCUUCAGUACAGUUACACCACCAGCAGGAGGUUUUUCAAGUUUAACAGAUAAACUACGUCUUACAGCAUCUGAAAAAUGGAAAGGAGGCAACAAGAUUGCACCAUUCGACAAAGAGAUGCACCUUGUCAUAGGGGUUGGAGCUGGAGGACAUAAUUUCGAAGACCGUUCCGAUGGCUCAAAACCUUGGAAAAAUGACAAUCCAUUAAGUCAAAAGAACUUUUAUAGAGCAAGAGGUCAAUGGUUUCCUACUUGGGGUAGAGAUGCCAAGUUGACAUUGGAUUAUGUAAAAGUAUGGGCAUUAGAAGCGUAAUUUUUUGAUCUGUGAACUAUAUGAUAGGUUUUUAGUUAUUUAUUUUUUUUUUACGACUAAGGUUUUUUUCAAAUAAAAUUCAAACAAGUGUCAGUAUUAUUUCUUGAAGCCUUUUUUCUAAGGAUACUUUGCCAGGGACCUUCCAUAUGAAGCUACCCCAUCUUUUACAUCCAAAGACAUUUGAAGAUGAUGAAUGGUCGUUAAAAAAUUACUAGCCAAUAUGUUGUUCUCAAAUAGAGCUAGAUAUGUUUGGGUUAUUGGGAUUCCUUCAGAAAAAACUUGUGCAUCCCAUCUGACCUCUCUGGGAUUGGUGGAGAUCUGUUCAAAUGACAUGUCUUUGGGCACUUGAUGGUUAAGGCAUUCUUUGUAGUAACUAAUAUGUGUUUGAACAGAGAAUGGAAUAGUUUUUACUAUAUCCGGUACCAACACCAAACGUAAUCCAUCUUCUUUGACAAUUUUAAUAUUGCCAAUAAUGCCAUGAUCCCUUUUCCAUUUUGGUUUUUCUACGCAGCGGUUAUCAAAUUUGCUGAAGAGUUCGCAGUGUUCUUCAAAUUUGAUUUUGGC